AAGUUCAGGUGAAGGAAGUUUUCUUUAGUUUUUCCCAUUUUUCCCUCAAUGCCAUGAAAAUUUCUUCGAAUUGUAGAAAAUGAUGGAGAUUAUCGUAUUUUUCUUUGUAUUUUUUUUCCAUGGAAUCAAGAUAGUUUCUUAAUGUCUCGCGCAGUUUACCGAAAAUGUGGAGGCUGAAGACCGCGGAGGGAGGAAAUCCAUGGCUGAGAACGCUGAAUAAUAAUGUCGGAAGACAAGUUUGGGAGUUCAAUCCUGAACUCGGAUCUCCCGACGAGAAAAUGGAGAUCGACAAGGCUCACCGGGACUUCUACAACAAUCAGUUUGAGAAGAAGCACAGCGCAGAUCUACUAAUGCGAAUUCAGGUUUCCAUGUUUAACGGUUGAAUGAUUGGCUGUGAAAUUGCCUGCUCGGCCUAGAUUUUUUUUUUUUGAAUUUCUUGAUGUUUCAUAUUUACAGUCGCCUUCUUGGUUGCUCUUUUGAUUCACAGUUAUGUGAUUCUGAACUCAAGGAAAGCUAAUAGUUAAAUUCAAUUUAACAAUCAUGUUUAUAGAAAAAUUCGUUGUUUAAAAUGUUCCUACUUAUGUACUCAGCUUCUGCCUGUAGUUCUUUAGUCACUGUUUCUAUUCUGAUUCAAAUUUUGUGCGUUCCGUUCUUUCAUCCUAAAGUUGAACCUUCCGAUCUUUGGAAACACAUCCUGAAAAAAAAAAUUAUAAUGAAUGAAAAUUGUCACC
This is a messenger RNA of Rubroshorea leprosula, 731 nucleotides long. The record is from the annotation of a GenBank genome assembly. NCBI's taxonomy places the organism in Eukaryota, Viridiplantae, Streptophyta, Magnoliopsida, Malvales, Dipterocarpaceae.